ACGUGUCUCGCACGAAAGCGUUUCGCGCUGGACCCAUUAAUUUCCUGACAAGUUGCCUCUACUUACUCACGUCCUCAUACUCAAGUCCCUCGACUCUCAAGAUUAAAGCUGUUCUUCAGGCUUCUAGCUUCGGCAGAGCCUCCAUAGAAGUCAAAAAGCUGGAAUCCACGCCUGCCCUACAUGUCCUUGCUUUCUAAGGCGACAGUUGGGACAGUGGGGCUACUCUGCAAGACAUUCCUCAGGAUCGGCUACUGUUCUUCAGUGUCUGUAAAUGGCCUGGAGAACUUGUUCAGUGCUCUCGAGAGCGAUGAGAGAAACGCGGGCCGUGGUGUGGUCACCAUUUCGAACCACAUCUCAACCUUGGACGACCCACUCGUCUGGGGCGUGCUUCCGCUUCGAUACCAGCUCGAUUCCCGCAUGACGAGAUGGACCCUAGGUGCAUCUGACAUCAUGUUUACCAAUCCUAUAUUCUCUGCAUUUUUCCGCAAGGGGCAGGUCAUCGAGACGUUUCGCGGCAACGGUUUAUUCCAACCAGCUAUUGACUUGGCCAUCAGAAAGCUGAAUAGCGGUGCCUGGAUCCAUUUGUUCGGUGAAGGCAAAGUCAAUCAACUCAUCCGAGCUCCGGGACACAGUCCCGUAGACUUGAUUCGGUUUAAAUGGGGCAUAGGUCGCAUACUAAUGGAGACAAUGAAGCCCCCAAUCAUCAUCCCUAUGUGGCUGACUGGUUUCGAUCAGCUGAUGCCGGAAGGCCGAUCAGCCCCUUGGAAGUUUCUCCCUCGACCCGGUGCUGCACUUAGCAUCACCUUCGGCAAGCCCGUCGACAAUGCUGCUAUCCGCGAGACGCUAAAUGUCGCAGUCAACAAAGGCGACAUCCCGGAGCUCCCACAAAGCACACAUGGUGGGAGGAAGGACCCCGUAAGGCCUCACCAAGAGGAAGUCAGCGCACGGGUCUCGGAGAGCGGGUGGUUGGGCGGUGCGGCGUCGCCGAGGACGAAGGUGGGGUCGGAGUCUGAGACGACGCGUACUGCUGAGUGGCGGGCAGCGGAGGAGAUUGCGAGGAUACGCAGCGCCGUGACGGCGCUGUUGCAAAGAAAGGUGGAAGAGCUUGGAAAAGACGUCGUGGGCAAGCGUGUAUAGCCGGUGUAGACUUUGCUUUAUGUAACAGUGGCCGCAAACAUGGUUGAGCGUUUGCACCCUUCGAAGGUGUUGCACCGCACACGCG
This is a messenger RNA of Rhodofomes roseus, 1222 nucleotides long. RefSeq names its product acyltransferase-domain-containing protein. Gene Ontology annotation, cellular component: mitochondrial membrane. Gene Ontology annotation, biological process: cardiolipin acyl-chain remodeling; inner mitochondrial membrane organization. NCBI's taxonomy places the organism in Eukaryota, Fungi, Basidiomycota, Agaricomycetes, Polyporales, Fomitopsidaceae. The record is from RefSeq and is a predicted model, not a curated record. The transcript is spliced from 8 exons. Bases 181 to 1137 code for a protein of 318 amino acids. Gene Ontology annotation, molecular function: 1-acylglycerophosphocholine O-acyltransferase activity.